UGCACACAAUUGGCUAUUCAUUAUAGUAGACGACGGAAAAUAAAUUUAUUUUAUUAUUUGCAUUACUAGUUAAAAGUGUGACAAACAGUGUGUGUGACAGACAAGUGUUGCCUAACAGUAAUAGACAUCAUAAACAUCUAAAUAGUUACACAAAAUUCAUUACAAUUAUUACAGUUAUUAACAAAUCACUAGCAAAUGGGUGUCAUUAAGAAGUUAUUGCUGAUCGGAGUGGUGGUGGGUAUCGGUGCUGUGAUCUACCCAUUGGUGGUCACACCUCAACACAAAUUGCCUGAACUUAAGGACAAAUGGUUUGGCAAAACUCCACUCAAGAGUGGAGAAGCCUUUCCCAAAGAGUCGGUCGCUAUCGACAAGUUUGUGGUGAAUGUGUCCGAAGAUGUAUUGACAGACUUGAAGAGACGGCUGGAGUCGGCCCGAUAUGUGGAGCCCAUCGCCGGCACGGCUUUUAAUUACGGCUUUAAUAGCGAUUAUCUCAAGAAAGUGAUCGCCUAUUGGAGGAAUACAUACGAUUGGCGUAAGACUGAGACCAUAUUGAAUCAAUUCCCGCAAUUCAAGACUCGGAUCCAUGGCAUCGAUGUUCACUUCAUUCACGUGAAGCCAUCCAAACCGGCCAAAACUGUCGUUCCUCUACUGAUAACUCACGGUUGGCCUGGAUCAGUUUGGGAGUACUACAAGGCAAUCCCACUGCUAAUUGAACCCACAAAUGGUGUGGCGUUUGAAGUGAUUGUUCCGUCAAUACCUGGCUAUGGCUUCUCGGAGGCACCACAUCAGGAGGGCUUCAAUAUUAUGGAAACGGCGAGAAUAUUCGUCAAACUCAUGAACCGCUUGAACCACAAGACAUUCUUCGUUCACGGAGAAGAUUGGGGUAGUAUUGUGUCCAAAACCAUGGCUCAGUUGUACCCAAACAAUGUGCGAGGAAUGCAUAUAACAAUGGCUCAACUGGUAUACGACGGGCCCACUAUUGCGAAGAUGAUGUUAGGCUCCUAUUUCCCGGCCCUUGUGUUCGACGACCCGGAAAGGGAUCACAAGAAAUUGUUUCCAUUUUUAGAUCAGUUUUAUAUGAUAUUACGAGAGUCAGGAUACUUCCACCUUCAGGCCACUAAACCGGAUACAGUGGGCGCCGCACUCAUGGACAGCCCCGUAGGUCUGGCCGCUUAUAUAUUGGAGAAGUUCUCGACGUGGACUGAACCCAAAUGGCUGAAUAAAGCCGACGGCGGACUCACCCAAAAGUUUACUUUAGACGAGUUGCUCACAAAUAUCAUGAUCUACUGGGUGUCCAAUAAUGUGGCCUCAAGUAUGCGCUACUAUAAGGAAAAUGCCGGCCUUCUUAUGGACGACAUGAACAAAAUCCCGGUGUUGGUGCCCUCAGCCGUGGCUGACUUCCCCAACGAGUUGGGUCACGCGCCCAAAGCCCUGUUGCGGACAACACUACCCAAUUUGGUUCAGUACACAGAUAUGCCUCGAGGGGGACACUUCGCCGCCUUCGAGGAGCCCCAACUGGUUUGCGAUGACAUCAAGACAUUUGUCGCAACUGUUUUAGACAUUGAAUUGUCCGCAAAAGACAAGUUGAAAAAUACGAAACAGUGAUUAGAGAUUGUUUUUAUAGACAU
Oppiella nova is the source of this 1628-nucleotide messenger RNA. NCBI's taxonomy places the organism in Eukaryota, Metazoa, Arthropoda, Arachnida, Sarcoptiformes, Oppiidae. The record is from the annotation of a GenBank genome assembly.